AUGACUCUAUUAAACCUAUCCAAUGUUGUGGAUCAGCUUGGUGUGUCCGUAUCAAGUCUCAUUGCUCGUCGGAACUUAUUAUCAUUUUCCAUAAAUCAGCUCGAGUUACUAAGGGACACAUGUAAAAAGAUUUCUAGAAUUGAUUCUUUUGAUUCAAACUAUCCUAAAAAUCAAAUUUUAACUGACUUUUUAAGGAAUGGAUCUAGGGUUUUGGAGGAAUCCAUCACUUUGAGGACUAAUAUUUUUUCAAACAACGACCUUCCUCUAUUCAAUCGUAAAAUUUCAAAUUCUGAAAAAUUUCGAUACCGACACAAUCCCACAGAUCUUGUUUCAAACCAACUUCCUCAAAAUAGCAUUAGUGAUUUUAAUAAAUUUGACCAUGUUUUGAACGACACAUUGAUCAGUUUUAUCACUAUUCUUGGAAAUUCAGGAUUAUUUUUGAAUAGCUUAGACUUUCUCAGGUCGAUUUUAUCUGAAAUAAGGAUCGAUUCCUCAAAUUAUUCAGGCCUGGUUUGCACUGUGGGAAUAAUUAACAAGUGUGAUUUGUUUAGAUACAAGGACUUUCUCAACUUCACUAGGCGGAUUUUUUCCAAAUUUACCAGGAAUUACAAGAUUUUAAAUUACAUUAAUGACCUAGAUAUCACCCUAUUGCUCUUCCACAAAAUCUCAAUGCUGUAUAUGUCCCAAGCUUUAUUACCAAAUAAUGAUAUUUCUACUCAGGAUGAAACAGAAUUGUUACAUCUGCUAGUCACGAGUCUUGAAAAAGUCCUAGAAAUUUCAAAAUUCAGAGAUGGCAGUUCUUCCAGCGUUUCCAUGAAAUCCAUCAACAACCUUAUUCAGUCGAUUUUUUUACUCUAUGAUUACGACAAAAUGUUAGUAUGUAAAUUAUCCCUGGAUAAAUUGUAUAAAAUCAAUAGAAUUUUAAGUAUAAACUCAGAUUCUCAUUAUGCCACCUCUAAUUUUGACAGCCCAGAACAGAAAACAGAAUCUGGAUCUACCUCAUCUACCACCUCAAUCCAAAUUAAGAACACGAGUGACUUACACCUAAAAGUAAAAACAGUCCUAGAUAACAUCUCUAUCGCAAACAAUAGUUAUAAAGACGUUGAAAAUAUUCUAAAGAAUAAAAAAAUAUUAAAUGAAAUUAGGAUAGGCUCGAGUUUAUAUUUCGUCGACUUACUAAUUAAUUAG
This is a messenger RNA of Theileria annulata, 1188 nucleotides long. RefSeq lists its product as uncharacterized. The transcript has a single exon. Bases 1 to 1188 code for a protein of 395 amino acids. Lineage: Eukaryota; Apicomplexa; Aconoidasida; Piroplasmida; Theileriidae. The record is from RefSeq and is a predicted model, not a curated record.